AUGAGGGUGUUUCCUAGAAUCAAAUACCUGUCAAGAGCAGUGCACGAGGAACAAGAACAAGAGCAUGAUGAGGAGAAAAACAACGCAGAAAAGUUGUGCACGUCCCUCACAGUUUGGAGGAAAUCCUUGGUGAUGAGUUGCAAAGGAUUCACGGUCAUCGAUUCUUUCGGAAAUUUGGUGUAUCGGGUGGACAAUUAUAUUGGUCGACCCAACGAAGUCACUCUCAUGGAUGCCUCGGGAAAAUCUAUCCUCACCAUGCUCCGCCGUAGGAGGCUUGGAUUGUUGGAUAGUUGGUUUGUGUAUGAAGGGGAAGUGGGGAACAUUCGUAGGAGGCCAUCAAAGAGUCCAAUUUGUUGUGUAAGGAAACAUGUCAAUAUUUUACAUGGGAACACCAACGUUCUGGCCUACGUGUACCGUGGAGUCUCACAUUCAGGGAAAGGGUGUGUAGCGUUUACUGUAGAGGGUUCCUACGCACAUCGUACGUGUAAGGUGUUGGAUGAGUGCAGAAGGGUCGUGGCUGAAAUUAAGAAGAAGGAAGCUCAUACCAAAAACGUCUCUUUUGGGAUAGAGAUUUUCCAGUUGGUUGUGCACCCUGGCUGUGACCCUGCCUUUGCCAUGGCACUCGUCUUACUCCUCGAUCAAAUGUUUUCGUGA
Sphenostylis stenocarpa is the source of this 654-nucleotide messenger RNA. NCBI's taxonomy places the organism in Eukaryota, Viridiplantae, Streptophyta, Magnoliopsida, Fabales, Fabaceae. The record is from the annotation of a GenBank genome assembly.